Molecule: messenger RNA, 2310 nt
Organism: Penicillium malachiteum
Lineage: Eukaryota; Fungi; Ascomycota; Eurotiomycetes; Eurotiales; Aspergillaceae
Gene: optD
Exons: 3
Coding region: 1-2310 (769 amino acids)
Biological process (GO): transmembrane transport
Molecular function (GO): oligopeptide transmembrane transporter activity
Source: RefSeq, a predicted model, not a curated record
AUGGAUACAACUGAAACAGAGACGGAAAAAGUCAAGCCCGUGCCUGUUGUGGACGAAGAAGUGGGCGAAGGGCGUUUGGAAAAUACAGACCUCAAGGCUGAGGGGGAAGAGAAUGAAAAUGUCGAGUACAGUUAUGAAUCGCACCGAUCGCCAUUUCCCGAAGUCAGAGCUGUUGUCCCUGAAACCGAUGAUCCCAGCAUGCCAGUUAGUACGGUCCGUAUGUGGAUACUGGGGGUAGUGUUCACAAUAUUUGGGUCUGGAAUCAACCAAUUCUUUUCUCUACGGUAUCCAUCAGUUCACAUCGUCGCACUUGUUGCAGAGCUUCUGGCCUACCCGCUGGGAGUUUUCCUUGCAAGAACUCUUCCCAUGACCACAAUAUCACUCGGACCCCUAGGAAGUUUCCAGCUCAACCCCGACAGAAAAUUUAAUAUCAAGGAGCAUGCUCUCAUUGUUAUUAUGAGCAACGUCUCGUUUGGCUAUGCCACAGCUGACUCGACGAACAUCAUCCAGGCCUCCAGUAAAGCCUUUUACAACUUUGAUUUGAAGCCUGGUUUCUAUGUGAUGAUCGUCCUUUGUGCCCAGCUUCUCGGAUUUGGAGUCGCCGGUUUAUCUGCUCCGUGGCUAGUGGAGCCUGCACGUAUCAUCUGGCCCGGUGUUCUAUCGAACUGUGCCAUGUUAGAGACAUUGCAUUCACGCGCUAAUACCAUUGCCAAUGGAUGGCGUAUUUCCCGCUUGCGCUUCUUCCUCUAUGUUACAGCUGGCGGUUUUGUUUGGUACUUCUUCCCAGGCUUGAUAUUUACUGCGCUGUCAUAUUUCACUUGGGUAUGUUGGAUCGCACCCAAGAAUGUCAUUGUGAAUCAGCUCUUCGGAAUGCAGACAGGCUUGGGAUUGAGUCCAAUCACAUUUGAUUGGAGCCAAGUCGCAUACAACACAAACCCCCUUCUAUCUCCUUCUUGGGCAGCGCUCAAUGUCUUUGCCGGAUUUGCGUUCUUCUAUUGGAUCGUGGUCCCAGUCUUAUACUACAAGAACACCUGGUUCACGGCUUACUUGCCACUGAUGACAUCUGACGUGUACGACAGAACGGGUGCAGUCUACGACACUGCUCGUGUUAUCUCUUCAGAUAAUACCUUGGACGUAGCGGCUUAUCGCAAAUACUCACCUCCAUAUCUUGGAGCAACCUUUGCAUUUGUCUACGGUCUUUCUUUCGCGUCAAUUACUUCCGUGCUUUCGCACAUUGGAAUUUGGCAUGCCCGAGAUCUCUGGGCUGCUAUGAAAGGUCGUAACCGACUUGACAUCCACGCUCGACUGAUUCGUGCUUCAUACCGUCGCACUCCCUGGUAUUGGUACAUUGCUAUUAUCGUGGUAAUCAUGGCCAUGUGUAUUGCCAUGGUUGAAGUCUACGAUACCAAGCUUCCCGUGUAUGGCGUAUUUCUGGGUCUUAUCAUCCCAGCUCUGUAUAUGGUUCCUUGCGGAAUCGUGCAAGGUAUCACGAAUGUCGAUGCGAACCAGCUUAAUGUUCUUGCCGAAUUUCUAGGUGGAUAUCUCUUCGAGGGUCGGCCUCUAGCUAAUAUGAUCUUUAAGAUCUUGUCGACGGAUGUCGUGGGCCAAGGUGUUUAUUUCGCUAUGGAUAUGAAACUGGCCCAUUACCUCAAGGUGCCACCACGGACCACCUUUUUCGCCCAGGGAAUUGCUACCAUCCUUGGUGCUUUAACCCAAGCCGGCGUUACAAUGUGGAUGCUGGGCCAUAUCGACGGCAUUUGCGAGACUGACCAGACUGAUAGCUUUACGUGUCCCAAUGGUCGAACGGUGUAUUCCUCAUCUGUCAUCUGGGGGCUUGUUGGACCUCGUCGUCUUUACUCCGUCGGAAAGAUCUACUCGUCACUCCUUCACUUCUUCUGGAUCGGAUUAUUAACUCCAUUUAUUACAUACUUCCUAUACCGAUGGACGCGACAACGCUUCUGGAAGCAGAUCAAUUGGCCCUUGAUCUUUGUCGGGACUUACAAUGUUCCUCCGGCUACUGGAAUCAACUAUUCCAGCUGGGCUCUUGUGAAUUUUCUUUUCAAUCAUGUCGUGCGCCGUCGUUGGUUUGCCUGGUGGACGAAAUACAACUAUAUCUUGGCUGCCGCACUCGAUACCGGCUUGGCCCUUAGUGGAAUUGUCAUAUUUUUCUGCAUCUCGUACCCUGGCGCUUCAUUUCCUGACUGGUGGGGAAAUAAUGUUUAUUUGAAUACUGCUGAUGCAGAAGGUGUUUCUUGGUUGAAGAUGCCAUCAGUGGGAUACUUUGGCCCUGCUAAUGGGACAUGGAGUUGA